This is a messenger RNA of Hipposideros armiger (great roundleaf bat), 4310 nucleotides long. RefSeq names its product progestin and adipoQ receptor family member 5 (gene PAQR5). Gene Ontology annotation, cellular component: membrane. Bases 249 to 1241 code for a protein of 330 amino acids. The transcript is spliced from 8 exons. The record is from RefSeq and is a predicted model, not a curated record. NCBI's taxonomy places the organism in Eukaryota, Metazoa, Chordata, Mammalia, Chiroptera, Hipposideridae. Gene Ontology annotation, molecular function: signaling receptor activity.
UACCAGCCGGGCCAGGUGCAGCGCCCGCGUGUCUGGGGACCGCUGCGCCCCGAGGAGCGCCCAGGUCUCUGGACUGCCUGUACUGCGGCCCCGCGCCCUCUCAGCUGGAUGCCCGUGAUCCUCUGAACCCAGGGAAGUGGUCUGAGCACCAGCUGGCCACAGGCACCCCAGACCAUGUCGGAACUUUGAGUGAGGCCUGGAGUCGGGGAGCAGUUGCCACCCACUGGCCUUCCCAAGCCACCGUCAAGAUGCUGAGCCUGAAGCUCCCCAGGCUGGUCAGCAUAGACCAGAUGCCCCAGGUGUUCCAUGAACAGGGCAUCCUCUUUGGCUACCGACACCCACAGAGUUCUGCCACUGCCUGCAUCCUCAGCCUUUUCCAAAUGACCAAUGAGACCCUCAACAUCUGGACUCACUUGCUUCCCUUCUGGUUCUUCAUGUGGAGGUUUGUGACCACUCUGUAUGUGACGGAUGUCCAGAACGACAGCUACUCCUGGCCUCUGCUUGUGUACAUGAGCACCAGCUGCGUGUACCCACUUGUGUCCAGCUGUGCACAUACCUUCAGCUCCAUGUCCAAGAACGUCCGGCACAUCUGCUACUUCCUGGACUAUGGUGCUGUCAACCUCUUCAGCCUGGGCUCGGCCAUCGCCUACUCCGCCUAUGCGUUCCCUGACACACUGGUGUGUACCACCUUCCGUGACUUCUACAUGACCCUGGCUGUGCUGAACACCAUCAUUAGCACCGGCCUCUCCUGCUACUCCAGGUUUCUGGAACUCCAGAGGCCCAGGCUCUGUAAGAUGCUCCGGGUCCUUGCGUUUGCUUAUCCCUACACCUGGGACUCUCUCCCCAUCUUCUACAGGCUAUUCCUGUUCCCGGGGGAGAAUGCACAGAACGAAGCUACCUUGUACCACCAGAAGCACAUGGCCAUGACUCUCCUGGCCUCCUUUUUCUAUUCUGCGCACCUGCCCGAGCGCCUGGCCCCUGGGUGCUUCGACUACAUUGGUCACAGCCACCAGCUGUUCCAUGUGUGUGUGAUCCUGGCCACGCACAUGCAGAUGGAAGCCAUACUCCUGGACAAGAAUCUGAGGAAGGAAUGGAUCCUGGCCAACUCUAGGACCCUGUCUUUCCCUCAGAUAGCCGGAGCCAUACUUCUGUGUCUCAUCUUCAGCCUCAGCAACAUAAUUUAUUUCUCAGCUGCUCUGUAUCGGAUUCCCGAGCCAGAAUUACAUAAAAAAGAAACAUGAUUUGGACCAUGAGCUUUUUGUGCCAGAUAUCAACAUUAAGCUGUAACAUUCUAACCAUCAUAAGCCGGUGGCGUGUUACUGGUUUACAGUGGCCUAAAAUGUUCAGAAUGAUUGGUUCCUGGCAUUUUUAGUGGGUUCAUAUCAAUAAGGUAUUUAACUGGGGAAAAUUUUCUAGAUGUGCACUGAUUCUGUAUGUGUGAUUUUAAAAGGGGAACAUUGGUUCAAGUAAGUCCUCGUUCAGGCAAAUCAUUAAUAUUUCAUUAAGUUUUAAAUUUAUUUAAAAUGAGUUUUCAAUUCUAUUUAAAGAGUUGGAUUAAGCAUAUUACUUUUGUACCUUUACUAUUAAACAGUUGGAUUAAGCUUUACUACCCUUGUAGUAUUACUCUUUAAAAAUGGAACUUGCUUCAUUUAAUGAGUUUUAUGUAACAAAGCCUCUCCUAAGAGUUCCCACAGUGGAAGGAGAAUGAGUCAGAAAUGUCAGUGGUGGGGGGACCUGAGAAAGAGGAAGUUUGGUCUAUGGGAGGCCUGGGACCAGGAAGGCAUUCCAGAAUGAAGAGACCUGGUUUGGGCAGGGUCCUCUUUCUUUUACCACCUAGUAAAGGAAACGAAUUUAAAGAGAGUCCUCUUUUCCCACAAGUCCAUUCUGCUUCGGAGUGCAAAUUGUCACAUCUAUGGGAUUUGGAUUUGGACUAUGGAUUUGGAUUUUCUUAAAAGUCCACAGCCUAUGGCUGGGUAUCAUGUAUUCUAUUUUGCUGUUUUCUUGUUGCCAGUUUGAUGCUGCAAAGUAUUAUGCAGGGCUGGUAAAAUGUGUCACACCGUGGGAGUUUGCUAAAUUAAUCCCUGUUGGUUGUGCUAAGUUGUCACCUUUUAAAUCAAUGACAUCACUCUUUUUAGGGAUGCCAUACAUGUGAUGUUGCUUCAGCAUUUCAAAUAUGCUGCAACUUUUAGUAUUCAAAUGCAGAGGAUGCUAAAGACCUUGCCAAAGGAUUUGUCAAAAGUAGUAAUUUUUCCAGCUUUACUGUGAAUCAAACACUUGGUAAGCUUGUGACAAAUGCAGAUUCCCAGAGAAACCAGGAGAUUGUGCUUUACAAGUAUAAAAAUGUGGGUGUCCUAGAGGAGGUCUGCACUGCAGCGAGUCCCCAGGUUAUUCUAGUGCAGAAGGGUCACAGGCCAAACUUUAAGAAAUGCUGGUGUCAGGAAUUCCAGAAGGCACUGGGCUUACCAGCUUUGUUUUCAUUGAUGUAAUGUUCAGCAACUCACCUCCUAAGGACACGUCCCCCGCUUUCUAUUCUGCAUGGUACUAAAACACUGAGCAUUUUCUCACCUGUUGCAUUAUUAAUUAAAGUUCAGUAUUUCAUGGUGUUUUCAGAGCAUACAGAAAUGCUGACGCAAAACAGUUUUUAACAGAGGCUCAUCAACCCCUGGUCUGCACUUGCUAAUGACUUAAGGGGCCAUUCACAAUGCAGGAUCCUCUUUGCUGACUCAGGAACACCCCUAUAUCUUAGAAGACUGCUUCUGUGGUUAACUGGCCCACACGCUUGAAUAGCUUUGUACAUAGCUCAUCAUCCAAUCCUCUGAGGACAAGUAACAUUGAUAUUGGAUGAAAGUGGUCAAGAAAUAUUAUUUCAUUAGUUUUAUUACCUGUUUACUUCCUCUGGGAAAGGUAGACUGAUAAAAUUAUAUGGACUCGUAAAUUUUGGGUACAUUCAUUACAAGCUACACGACAAAAUUUGUUCUUUAGCAACAACCUGAUGUCAUUAGUAGAAUUGUACUCCAGCAGGGUCUGGUGGGCUUCUACGUCAUCUUACUGUAACUUCAAUUUUAUAGUGAAAAAAAAGGUACAAUGUUUAAAUACACUAUUUUAGUAAUGCCAAAGACAUGAAGGCUUUCAAAUACUCUUGUUUAUAACAGUAAAAUAAUAUUCUUUGAUCAGCUCAGAAAUAAUUGGAAGAUUAAUGAGUGAUUAAUUUGAAGGACUUUUAGAUAAUUUAACCUUUAGUUAUGUUGCUUUUUCGCCAUGCUUAAUGAUGAAAAUAAAAUGUUAAGCCAACAAAAUAAGACCAAGUGUUUUCAUAGUGUUUGUAUAAGUUUGGUAAACUUAGUCCCAUUGUAUACUUUUGGACAGUAUUACAAAUUAAAAUUUUAUAAUAGUUUGUAGUACACUGAUUUGCAAGUUUCUACUGUGGAGUGAGAAUGGGUUUUAAUAAUCUAUCAAUUAUCGUUAAAUAUUAAGUCUAAUGUGGGUAUAGUUUUGCCUAAGCCAUCCCAGAAAGUCAAAAAGGUUGGCAGGGGGUCAGUUGAAGUUUUUUAAUGUAGUUCUCAAAAAAAUUUCAAUAUCUCAAUAUACUUUAGUGAUGUGGCAUAUUCCCACUGGUGGCAAUUGCUCACCCUCACGCUGUCUCAAAAGGGAUUAUGUGGAAGCAGGUAGACUCCUAGUGGGAUAUCCCUCUUCCCCCUCCGCCUGUUUGAGAAACACCACUCUAAAAUUUAUCAGACAUUACAGUUGUGCUAAAACCUGAAUGUGUUUGAAUGAGGCCAUUUCGUCAACUGUAUCUCCCUUUACUCAUUGUAGAGUUUCAUUUUCCAUUGCUCAUUUUUUAGAGAACAACUCACCAUCUUCUUUCUAAAGAUAUGAAUUUGUCAUUGUUGAUUUGAAUUAGAAGUGGGAAGUUUCUAAGCCUUUUGAGUACAAAGUGAUUUAAAUAUUUGGUCUGCUGCAAUCUUUCUCAAAGUGUUUUUUUGUGGAACCCUGUUCAUCUGAGAAGUUCUGAGGAAGGCAUGUGGAGUAGAAUGGUAUCUGUCAAAUAUGUUGGAGAAACACUUCAUCUGCAUCUACCGUGUCCCAGAUUUGUUUUGGCCAUGAUACCCUUCUUAUAUGAAACACCUAUUAAUACUGUAUAACAACAUUUUAUGACAUGUUAGUUGAAUGCCAGCCUCUGCUUUUGUAGUCAAUAAUCCAUUAUGGAUGAAAAGGCAAAGACCCAUUUCCAAACUCAGAGAUGUUCUUUCAGUGUCUGGUUUUCUUAAACUGUGUGGGAGAAACAAAUAAAUAAAAUUUAUUUAUUAUAA